CUGCUUCUCUUUCCCCCACGGGAGGAUGAGCGUGGCGGGUCCUUGUCAGCGAACGUUUGGAAUCCCCCGAACUCUGUGGUUAAGGGGAACACUUCAGGCCGAGCCUGCUGGAAACCCCAGCUCCGCCCUCUUGCUUCGCGGAGCAUUGUCUCAAUUCAAUCCUUGUGGCCCUUGGCUGCUGAGCACUUGGAAAAGCUUCACAGAGCCCACUUGAAAUGGCUGCGCAUCAAACCCAAGUGGUAUAAAUUUGGGGGUGCUUCAUUGGGACGUGUUUGUCAAUGAUGAGUUAACCCGGGAAUAUUCAGGUUAUGCUGAAGAUGUGUCAUCCUCUCCUGCGUCUCCGGCAACACCAUAAACCACGUUGAGCUUGUGUUUGUCACAGCUUCAAAAAAAAAUGAGGGUGCUCAAUAUACCUGAACUUUCGGCCUCUACCAAAGUAGAUUUGUCUUUUAAAAACUCCCACCUUGGAGUUAAGACAGGAAGUUAUUCUGCGUGCCAGAGCGCUAUGACAUUUAGUCAUAAACCAGGUUUGGAAACAUUGUGUGAUCUCUUACAUUUUGAAUUUUGUUUCAGAUGGGAAACUCUUGUCUAGUGAUGUGACUCAUUACGUGAUCCCAGACUGGAAAGUUGUUCAAGAUUAUCUUGAGAUCCUUGAGUUUCCUGAGUUGAAGGGAAUUAUUUUCAUGCAAACAGCUUGUCAAGCUGUACAGCAUCAAAGAGGCCGGAGACAGUAUAACAAGCUGCGAAACCUGCUGAAGGAUGCCCGUCAUGAUUGCAUCCUCUUUGCUAAUGAAUUCCAGCAAUGCUGCUAUCUGCCUCGGGAAAGAGGAGAGUCCAUGGAGAAGUGGCAGACCAGGAGCAUAUACAACGCGGCUGUUUGGUACUAUCAUCACUGCCAGGACAGGAUGCCAAUUGUUAUGGUGACAGAAGAUGAAGAGGCAAUUCAGCAAUAUGGAAGUGAAACAGAAGGAGUAUUUGUGAUUUCUUUCAAGAAUUACCUGGACAAUUUCUGGCCUGAUUUAAAAGCUGCCCGCGAGCUUUGUGAUUCUAUCCUUCAGUCUCGACGGGAGAGAGAGAAUGAGAGUCAGGAGAGCCAUGGGAAGGAGUAUCCAGAACAUCUUCCCCUGGAAGUGUUAGAAGCUGGGAUUAAAUCUGGACGCUAUAUCCAGGGAAUUCUGAAUGUCAACAAACACAGAGCCCAAAUAGAAGCUUUUGUUCGACUUCAAGGAGCCAGCAGCAAAGAUUCAGAUUUAGUCAGUGACAUCCUAAUCCACGGGAUGAAGGCUCGAAACCGCUCGAUUCAUGGGGAUGUGGUAGCUGUGGAGCUGCUCCCUAAAAAUGAAUGGAAAGGGAGGACUGCAGCCCUGAGUGAGAAUGACAGUGACGACAGAGCCCCGGGCGAGUCCCCAAGUGAGCCCAUGCCUACGGGUCGAGUGGUGGGCAUACUUCAGAAGAACUGGCGGGAUUAUGUGGUGACAUUUCCAUCCAAAGAAGAGGUCCAAUCUCAGGGCAAAAAUGCUCAGAAAAUCCUGGUUACACCUUGGGAUUACAGAAUUCCCAAAAUUCGAAUUAGCACUCAACAAGCAGAAGCCCUCCAGGACUUCAGGGUGGUGGUGCGCAUUGAUUCCUGGGAGUCAACGUCUGUGUAUCCAAAUGGACACUUUGUGCGUGUUUUAGGAAGAAUCAGAGAUCUGGAAGGGGAAAUUGCAACCAUCCUGGUGGAAAACAGUAUUUCAGUUGUCCCUUUCUCGGAAGCUCAGAUGUGUGAGAUGCCGGUGAACACACCAGAAAACCCCUGGAAGGUGAGUCCUGAAGAGGAACAAGAACGUAAAGACUUGAGGAAAAGCCAUCUUGUGUUCAGCAUUGACCCCAAAGGUUGUGAAGAUGUGGAUGACACACUCUCAGUCAGAACCUUACACAAUGGCGACCUGGAACUUGGGGUCCACAUUGCAGAUGUAACACACUUUGUGGCACCAAAUUCUUACAUUGAUAUUGAAGCUAGAACAAGGGCCACCACUUACUACUUAGCAGAUCGUCGUUACGACAUGCUGCCUUCCGUCCUCAGUGCUGAUUUGUGUUCCCUCCUGGGAGGCGUGGAUAGGUAUGCUGUAAGCAUCAUGUGGGAAUUGGAUAAAACCUCUUAUGAAAUUAAGAAAGUGUGGUAUGGCAGAACCAUUAUUCGAUCAGCAUACAAACUGUUCUAUGAAGCAGCCCAGGAACUACUGGAUGGAAACUUCAGCAUUGUUGAUGAUAUUCCAGAAUUCAGAGACUUGGAUGAGAAGAGCAGACAAGCCAAGCUGGAGGAGUUAGUGUGGGCAAUUGGAAAGCUGACUGACAUAGCUCGCCAUGUCAGAGCUAAACGAGACGGAUGUGGUGCCCUGGAACUGGAAGGGGUGGAGGUUCGCGUACAGCUAGAUGAGAAAAAGAAUAUUCACGACCUCAUCCCCAAGCAGCCCCUGGAAGUCCAUGAGACGGUGGCUGAAUGCAUGAUCCUGGCCAACCACUGGGUGGCCAAGAAGAUCUGGGAGAGCUUCCCUCAUCAGGCCUUGCUGCGCCAGCACCCUCCUCCACACCAGGAGUUCUUUUCGGAGCUCCGGGAAUGUGCAAAAGCCAAAGGCUUCUUCAUAGAUACACGGUAUUCCUCUUUGAGGGGGCAGAGGAAUGGAGGGGCAGCACAGCAUUCUCAGAAGCAGUCUACUGAGCUCUUCCAGUGCAUGUACUUCAAAGACAAAGACCCUGACACCGAGGAGCGUUGCAUAUCUGAUGGAGUUAUUUAUUCAAUUCGAACAAAUGGUGUGCUUGUAUUUAUACCAAGGUUUGGGAUUAAAGGUGCUGCUUAUCUAAAAAAUAAAGAUGGUUUAGUCAUCUCAUGUGGCCCAGACAGCCGUUCUGAAUGGAAACCAGGAUCCCUUCAACGAUUUCAAAACAAAAUUACCUCUACUACAACAGAUGGGGAAUCUGUUACAUUCCACUUGUUUGACCAUGUAACCGUAAGAAUAUCCGUACAGGCCUCACGCUGCCAUUCUGAUACCAUCCGACUUGAAAUAAUAAGUAACAAACCAUACAAGUUACCAAAUACAGAGCUUUUUCACCAGAGUUCCCCCUUGCUGAAGAGUGAGUUAGUGAAAGAAGUAACUAAAUCUGUGGAAGAAGCUCAGCUUGCCCAAGAAGUCAAAGUAAACGUCAUUCAGGAAGAAUAUCAAGAAUAUUGUCAAACAAAGGGAAGGAGCCUGUACGCACUUCUGGAGGAGAUAAAGGACCUGGCCCUCCUGGAUGUUUCAAACAAUUACGGAAUAUGAAAGACUCUUACUGCACUGAGAGCUGCCACGUGAAUGUUUUACAGUCUUUUCAAACCUAACAUUUAAUGUGUGUCACUCUAGUCGAUCAGGACUGGGUAGCUAUUUCACAUACAUGUAAAAUGUUCUCUCACUCAUUAAACUUGCAUUAAAUUAAGUAUAAUUAGGUCACUUUUUAAACUGAGUUUUCAGUAAUGAGUGGAUAGUAAGUGGUGGCUCUGCAGAUUGCUAGCCCCUUUUUAGUAAUUUUAAUAAACCCAAAAUUAUUGGUUAUCUUGUCUCAAA
Messenger RNA from Cebus imitator (Panamanian white-faced capuchin), 3581 nucleotides. RefSeq names its product DIS3 like exosome 3'-5' exoribonuclease (gene DIS3L). Lineage: Eukaryota; Metazoa; Chordata; Mammalia; Primates; Cebidae. Gene Ontology annotation, cellular component: cytoplasmic exosome (RNase complex). Gene Ontology annotation, biological process: rRNA catabolic process. The record is from RefSeq and is a predicted model, not a curated record. The coding region runs from base 684 to 3299 and encodes 871 amino acids. The transcript has 14 exons. Gene Ontology annotation, molecular function: RNA binding; 3'-5'-RNA exonuclease activity.